AUGAAGACCACUAACACUUGUGGUCUUCACCUCCAACCGUGUCAUUCUCCCUCUCCUCCACUUCUCAUACUCCACCACCACUACCACCGUCAACAACCACCAGGGAGUUGGCAGCCACCCCUCCAGCUCACGUCCACCGCAACCACUACUAUACCGUACAACCAUAAUCUUCUUCUCCAACCAGUGCUCCAAAUUUGCAGGUGUCGCAGGUGGGACUCCAAUGCAGAGUCUUUCAGAACCCGGAACUUCAAUCAUAAUUUUGAUGAAGAAGAAGAUGAUGAUGACACUGGAAAUGAUGACAUUGUGGAACAAGGGCUGGGGGUUCUUGAAGAUUAUAUUGACAGUAUUUGGAUUAUUAAGGUCUUCAGAUCGUUUGGUUGGGCACUUCCCUUCAUCCUUGUUUCAAUACUGCUAGCAACUGGUCUGAAAGCAUUUCUUAUGGCUUUAGCGCUUCCUCUUGGGCAGUCUACUUUUUCAUUUGCAAUCCAAAAGAUGCGGGGUGGGAAAGACAAGAGACCAAAGCACAAGACCAAGACUAAGAGUAGAUCAUAUCCCCGAUCUUCAAGAACUGUCGAGCGGGGUAAAGAAAAAAGAGCAACAAAUCCAGGAAGAAAAAAGCAAAGAUGGGGUAUCAAUCAUGGGUUCCUGGACAUGAUGAUUCAACUGAUCAAGUUGAAAAGAAUGCACCAACAUUUGGCGGAUGGGAUGAGUUAGACGGUUUGAGUGAGUUUGAUAUAGGAUCUUCAAGUAGUUCAGGUCAAAGUGUAGGCAAAUCAAAGAAUUCACCUCCAGAGAACGGUAGGUUGAGUAUGAGAACUGAGAAAAGUGAUACACCUUUGUUGUUGAGAUUGCU
Molecule: messenger RNA, 853 nt
Organism: Coffea arabica (coffee)
Lineage: Eukaryota; Viridiplantae; Streptophyta; Magnoliopsida; Gentianales; Rubiaceae
Source: RefSeq, a predicted model, not a curated record